Molecule: messenger RNA, 756 nt
Organism: Lactuca sativa (garden lettuce)
Lineage: Eukaryota; Viridiplantae; Streptophyta; Magnoliopsida; Asterales; Asteraceae
Product: Peptidase S24/S26A/S26B/S26C family protein
Cellular component (GO): membrane; signal peptidase complex
Molecular function (GO): serine-type endopeptidase activity
Source: RefSeq, a predicted model, not a curated record
CAAAUUAGGGCAAAAUUACUUGAAAAACACUCCCAUCCUCCGAUUCGAGGCUACACACAGAGAGAAAAAUAAGGAGUGAGCGAGAAAGAUGGGGUGGAUCGGGGAGCAAAUCGAUUCGGUGAAAUCUAUGCAGUUCAGGCAGCUCCUCACGCAAGCAGUUAGCCUUGGUAUGAUUGUUACAUCAGCAUUAAUAAUAUGGAAAGGGCUGAUGUGCAUAACUGGAAGUGAAUCACCUGUUGUUGUUGUGCUUUCUGGAAGUAUGGAACCUGGUUUCAAAAGAGGUGAUAUUCUGUUUCUCCAUAUGAGUAAGGAACCAAUCCGUGCUGGAGAAAUCGUGGUGUUCAAUGUUGAUGGACGUGAAAUUCCAAUAGUACAUCGAGUUAUUAAGGUUCAUGAACGUGAAGGUAGUGGAGAAGUUGAUGUCCUCACAAAAGGAGACAACAAUUUUGGAGAUGAUAGGCUUCUGUAUGCUGAAGGCCAGAUGUGGUUGCAAAGACAUCAUAUUAUGGGGAGAGCUGUUGGUUUUUUGCCUUAUGUGGGUUGGGUGACAAUUAUAAUGACAGAACAGCCCAUCAUCAAGUAUCUUCUAAUAGGUGCUCUGGGGCUGCUUGUAAUAACCUCUAAAGAGUAGUAGCAAAGGGUUAAAGGUUGUUUGACCAUGUUUGUAGACCAGUAUUUUUAUGAUUUGUGGACAGAUAUAGCUUCAAUAUAAACUAUUUUACCCUAUUACAACUAAGGGGGUGAUUGUUGAUUCAA